CAGUGGAAUCGCGACAUAGUUAACGUUGCGCGUUACAGCAGAGAGCACUCAGCAUCAAUAAUGUCUAGGCGCUGAGGUCACCGAUGCGGACUCGAUUUGUUUAAGAACUGAUCGCAGAGAUCUUUUCCCCACACUUUUACACACCUGCAAUAUCACAUUGCAAUGCUUCUUAAAACCGCAAUUGUGUGGCUAGCCGCACUCGGGGUAGUGAAAGGGAAAGAAGAAGCCGAGCCAGAAGAUGUGCUUACGUUCGUCCCUGUGUGCGAAACAGAUACGUUCAGCCCACCAAGUCUCGGCGCCGGCGUCACGAAGUUGUCUAUCGAAGCGAAGAUUCAGCGCAACUACACCACCCAUGGGGAUGAGCACGUCAUACCAGAUACAGAGGGUCUCAAUUUCUGCCAGGUCAAAGUACAUCUCACUCACGCGAAUACCAACGAUGACGUUUUGGUCGAGGUCUGGCUUCCAUUAGACGACUGGAACGGCCGCUUUCAAGCUACAGGAGGAGUGGGCAUGGCAACUGGAAUGCUUGGGGGAGCCCUUGGUCCUGCUGUCAAGGGAGGCUACGCAGCUUCUUCUACGGAUGGUGGUCACCCGAUUGGAGAGACCGAUGACACAACAUGGGUUCUGAAGGAAGAUAGUACUAUUGAUUGGAACUUGUUGACCAACUUCGCGGUUCGCAGUCUUGCUGAGUCAGUCGUGGUCGGCAAAAGUAUCACCGAGCAAUUCUACAAGGAAAGGCCGAAGUACUCGUACUGGAACGGGUGUUCUCAGGGCGGAAGGCAAGGUUAUGUGCUUGCGCAACAGUACCCUCACCUAUUGGAUGGCAUACUUGCAAACGCUCCCGCGAUCAGUCUGACACACCUAGCGAUGGCUGAUUUCUGGCCUUUGUUGGUCAUGAAGGAAGAAGGCUUGUGGAUGUCGACCUGCGAGUUCAAUUACUUCCGUCAGAAAGCCAUGGAGAGCUGUGAUAUGAUUGACGGGGUCAGCGAUGGUGUUAUAUCAGAACCUGACUUGUGCGACUUCGACCCCCUACACUUGAUCGGCCAAACAUUCUAUUGCGAGGAUAAACCCGUAGAAGUCUCGCGAGCAAUGGCAAACAUCGUGCGAAAAGUCAAACAAGGCCCUCGGACACCGCUCAAGACGUCGCUUUGGUAUGGCCUUACGCAUGGGACCAGUUUUGAUAUUCUCGCAAGCACCACUACUACCGAACAAGGACUGCGGAUGCCGGUCCCAUUCCCCAUAUCCACGGGCUUUAUCCAAAAUUUUCUCCUUAAAACCAAAGAUAGAUCUUUCAACGCGACUAGGCUUAGUUAUGCAGACUAUGUGGCAUUGUGGGCUCAAGGGAACUCCGAGUUUGGAUGGCUCCUCGACGCCGACAAGCCGGAUCUCACGAGCUUGCAGGCAUCGGGAUCGAAGUUGCUCACAUGGCAUGGAGUCAAUGAUCCUGUCAUUCCCCACCAAUCAACCGUACAGUAUCGAAAACGAGUAGAACUCCUCAUGGGCGGCGCGAAUGAAGUAGACAAAUUCUACCGCCUUUUCUUAGCGCCCGGUGUUGAGCAUUGUGGGGGUGGCACCGGACCUGUCCCCGUCGACCCUCUUGCUGCUCUGAUCGAAUGGGUGGAGAAUGGAAUACCGCCGGAGACGUUGGAAGCCGAGACUACUACUUACCGAGGUGAUCGAGUUACGCGCGAGCUAUGCGCCUGGCCAGGAGUCGCUCGAUACAUGGGGAUAGCUGACCCGAAGAGAGCGUCCAGUUGGACUUGCCACGGGGGCACUGAGCGACCAGAAGAUGACUUGGCUGAAGAGGAGGAUAACAGCGAUUCGGGCCGAGCAGGCCAGAUAUUGGACGGGCUGAAGGACAGACUUGAGGGACUUGGAAUGGGCAUUACGAUCGGAUAGGUCUAGUGCGCUUGAAGUCAAGACCCUGAGUACAACCGGCAUGUGUUUUGCCUCUCCCAGUACAAGUCAUUGUAUUCGAACUUCCUACCCAGCGGGGCAUGGUCUUGUUAGAAUUCGAUGCACGACCAGGGUGGUUCCCAGAUGAACGUGUGGAAUGGAAUAUCAGCCGCCAUCUAUUCGUCGUACGAGCCGAGAUCUGGAAGCCAAGAAAUUUACCCGCACCUAAAUGACAAAAUACCGAUAGAAAUCUCCGAAAACCAAUGGCAGCAUGCACAUAUAGUGUAUUGGCAGUGUUUGUGAUGCAUUGCGGGUGAAUUACCGUUCAAGGACAUACUCGCUUACACGUGUGUCAAUG
Molecule: messenger RNA, 2254 nt
Organism: Paraphaeosphaeria sporulosa
Lineage: Eukaryota; Fungi; Ascomycota; Dothideomycetes; Pleosporales; Didymosphaeriaceae
Product: tannase-domain-containing protein
Exons: 1
Coding region: 163-1899 (578 amino acids)
Source: RefSeq, a predicted model, not a curated record